Molecule: messenger RNA, 546 nt
Organism: Sparassis crispa
Lineage: Eukaryota; Fungi; Basidiomycota; Agaricomycetes; Polyporales; Sparassidaceae
Product: DOPA 4,5-dioxygenase
Exons: 8
Coding region: 1-546 (181 amino acids)
Source: RefSeq, a predicted model, not a curated record
AUGAGCCCUCCGACUGAUUUGAAGGAAAUUGUCGAUUCCGAAAUCAAGGAAUGGCAUUUUCACAUCUAUUUCCACCAGCGGAACGCAGACGAACAUCAGGAGGCCCUUGAUCUCCGUGACGCCGUACUGCGUCUCAGACGGGAUGGUGCAUUCAUCGCCGUUCCUCUGUUUCGAGUGAACACAGACCCCAUCGGCCCUCACCCUGUUGGCUCGUAUGAAAUAUGGUGUCCCUCAGAGUCAUUUGCAUCCGUGUUUUCGUACCUCUCCCUGAACCGGGGUAAUCUCAGUAUCCUCGUUCACCCGCUCACUCGCGAGCAGCGCAAAGACCACGAAGUCCGCAAUGCGUGGAUCGGCCCUUCUUUCCCCCUUGAUCUGUCCACGCUCCCGAUUAAGAGCGCAGAGAUCCCCCUGCAGUAUCCCAGCCUCAAGGUGGGCUACUCCUCGACCGCGCCCGCGCUGUCGCUCGAGGACCGCCGCAAGAUCGGCGCGAACAUCGAGCACAUCCUCAAAGGCGAGAAGGAGGCCGCGAAGGCCCCCAGCAACUAG